GGUCGCAGCUUCUCUUCCGCCUGCUGGGGCGAGUUCCAGGUUGAGCCUGGAUGCGGCGGGCGCUGCGUGGUCUGCGGGGCGUGGCGCACAGCGACUGCCGAUGAAGGAGUACCCGAGCUGAGUGUCCCGGCGAUGGCUACUCCCUGGAGGUGCACCCUGUGGGUGAUCCUGGCGUCCCAGGUGGUGGCCCUGGUAAAAUGCUUGGAGGAUGACGACGACGUCCCGGAGGAGUGGCUCCUUCUGCACGUGGUCCAGGGCCAAAUAGGAGCCGGGAACUACAGCUACUUGCGGUUGAACCACGAAGGCAAAAUUAUUCUCAGGAUGCAGAGCCUGAGAGGGGAUGCGGACCUGUACGUGUCCGACAGCACUCCGCACCCAAGCUUCGACGAGUACGAGCUACAGUCAGUCACUUGCGGCCAGGACGUGGUCUCUAUACCCGCACACUUCCAGCGCCCAGUCGGGAUAGGGAUUUAUGGACACCCGUCGCACCAUGAGAGCGACUUUGAGAUGAGGGUAUACUAUGACAGAACUGUGGACCAGUACCCAUUUGGAGAGGCUGCCUACGCUGCUGACCCCACAGAAGGCAGUCAGAAGCACGCAUAUGCUCCAGAGGAGGCAGCCCAAGAGGAGGAGUCAGUCCUCUGGACAAUAUUAAUUAGCAUUUUGAAAUUGGUGCUUGAAAUUCUCUUCUGAUCCCUUGAACGUGCUGCAGCACAAAUCCUUAUCUGCACGGAUCGAUUACAGUUUGCUGUGAACCUUGCUACUUGACCUGGUGAAAUUCUGGUUACUCUUUUCUAGACUAGGAUGGAAAAAUAAAGCCAUAGUUUUGUUACCUCAAUUUACUCCCCAAGCAGGAAAAGCAGCAAGCACAAUAUUUUAGAGAUUAAAAUUCCUAUAAAAAGGAGUCUGCUCAACAAAAUGUUUUAAGUACAUUUUGGUUAGUCAGGUGAGUAAACAGGUUGCAGUAACAGGCUAUGUAAAUCAGAUUGAACUUGCUAGUGCAGAUGAACUUUUAAAAAGGCUGAUGACUAGAAUUUACUCUAUAGGCAUUCUAAAUGAAGUACAGUACUUGGAGUUUUUGUUGUUGUUUUUCGAG
Messenger RNA from Acomys russatus (golden spiny mouse), 1096 nucleotides. It is a transcript of the gene C21H6orf120, whose product is annotated as chromosome 21 C6orf120 homolog. The record is from RefSeq and is a predicted model, not a curated record. The transcript has 2 exons. The coding region runs from base 133 to 693 and encodes 186 amino acids. Lineage: Eukaryota; Metazoa; Chordata; Mammalia; Rodentia; Muridae.